CGCACACUAUGUCAAACCGAUCGGUCGCGUGUUUAUGUUUCAAAUCCAAAUUCAGAAAAGUGAAAAUUCUAAAUUCUAAGUGCACAUCUAAACCAAGUACUGCAGUAGCUGAAUCAACCAUCAGCAACUUUAGCACAUCUCCUACUCGUCAUCAAACUCGUAUCACGUUUGAUCUCGGCUUCCAGUUUGAUCUGCCGGAUAACCUGAAAGGGUUGGGUUUGAACGUGUUCAGUUCACGUUCGUUGAAGGUGCUGGCCAUGCCAGCCUCAUCCGGAUCAUCAUCGGCCAUGUCAACCUCAUCCGGACGAUCAUCGGCGAUGCGUAGAUCACCAAUAUGA
Messenger RNA from Anopheles darlingi, 338 nucleotides. RefSeq lists its product as uncharacterized. NCBI's taxonomy places the organism in Eukaryota, Metazoa, Arthropoda, Insecta, Diptera, Culicidae. The record is from RefSeq and is a predicted model, not a curated record. Bases 9 to 338 code for a protein of 109 amino acids. The transcript has 2 exons.